AACUGUGUAGCCGAAGGUUCUAUUUCAUUCGAAAAGUUGGCCUAUUGGGCUGUCACAUGGUCGUCCAGUGCUAUUUGGGGACAAUCUGGUGUGUAAGCAGAUGGGAAGGGAAAUUGGCUCAGCUGGAUGAAAAGCGGGAAAAACUCGCCAUUUCAGAAGCGAAGACAGACUGGAUGACGCGGUCUUGUCUGCUUGAUUGCUGACAAGACCUCAUCAAGCUGUGUAUUGAGGCAGGACAGUGAGUCACGCUGCACACUAAGGUUUUAUAGUUUGUUCUAUUUGCCUAUGUCUCAUUGUGGGGCACAGUGCCUUCUAAUCACAGUGCUGCAUCUUCUUGAUGGACACAACUUCCAACACAGCUCCUGGACAAAGAUUGACACGCAGGUCAUUACAGAGGCAGAGCUGCUUGCGCGCGCGUGUGUGUGUGUGUGUGUGUGUGUGUGUAAGAGAGAGAGAAACCAACAGAGAUUGUGGGAGCUAUGCUCAUUCUCCAGGAAUGAUCAAAAAUUAUAUUCCACCGAUGGUCGGGUUGGCUGAUCCAACCUUAGUCCCAGCUCCGAGGAUCAGAAUACAUUUUUCUCCACUAAGAGACAGCACUUAAAAAGGAUUGUGAUGGAGAGAUCUUCCCUCUUGACAUUUUCAAAUAGUAUGCUAAAGCAAAUUUGAAGGCACAAUAAGUGAACUUGUACAUUGGCAAAAGGCUACAUUAUGCUUAUAAUGUUUUUACAGUUUUCAAACUUGGGGUAUUCUUCCUUCUUUUUUAACUGAGCUUUUUCAAUGGGUGAGCUAGAAGUUAAGAGAAACCUUCAACUGAUCAACCUGCAAGAAGAAAAAACCAAGUGAGAGAGAGAUUAAAAGCAAGAUGGGGGAGGGAAGGAGAAAGUGAUGGAAGGAGGGGGAAAGGGAGGGAGAGAAGAAGGAUAGAGUGUAAAGAGACUAGCACACUCCUUCAUUCACUCACUCUCUCCCAAAGACGCAAGUGGCUCUAAAUAGCACUGCCUGCCAGCUGUCCUGUUGCGAUGUUGGGGUUCCUCCUGUCCGUGAGUCCCCUGCUGGUUCUGCUGGCCCAGGGAAGCCCCCCGCCAGGACCCGCCCGCUCUCGCCGCGCCCCCGCCACGAAGCUGCGCCUGGCGGGGUCCCCCCGCGGGCCCAACGAGGGCCGCCUUGAGAUCUUCUACAACCGCACCUGGGGCACUGUCUGUGAUGACGACGUCGACCUCAAUCUGGCCAACGUGGCGUGUCGAGAGUUAGGAUUCGUGGGGGGCAUCACCUGGGCACACAGUGCCAGGUACGGCGAGGGGGAAGGUCCCAUCUGGAUGGACAAUGUGCGCUGUGUUGGCACUGAGAAGUCCCUGGCAGAGUGCCAGUUUAACGGCUGGGGCAUCAGCGACUGCAAGCACUCAGAGGAUCUGGGGGUGAUCUGCACCGAGGAGAGGAGGAACAUGGUCACACAGCGUCAAGGGCGCCCCAACAACCUCAUCAACCUGGGAGGCAGCAGGAUCCAAAUAGAGGAAGUCCGGCUCCGGCCCAUUCUUGCCAGCACCAAGGUCCGUGCCCCCAUCACCGAGGGCGCGGUGGAGGUGAAACACGCAGGCAGGUGGCGCCAGGUGUGUGACCUGGGCUGGACUCUCAACAGCAGCCAGGUGGUGUGUGGCAUGCUGGGAUUUCCAUCUGCAGAGCAGCAUAAUGUCAGGAUGUACAAAAAGCUGUGGGAUGCGAAGGUGAAAAAGCCAGCAUCCAGACUGAGCACCAUGUCUCGGAAGAAGAGCUUCUGGGUGGAGAAGGUGAGCUGCCAAGGCACCGAGCCCAGCCUGUCGCAGUGCCAUGUCCAGCUGUCCAUCCCCCGCAGCCUGGUGCCCUGCAGGAAUGGCAUGCACGCUGUGGCCCGCUGUGUCCCGGGACCGCAGUUCAGGAAGAACCCUGGAAACCGGCCGCACAAACAACAGAGCAAAGAGCUGGCCGUGCGGUUGAAGGCGGGCGCGCAGCUGGGCGAGGGCCGUGUGGAGGUGCUGCGCGAGGGGAAGUGGGGCACGGUGUGCGACCACCGCUGGGACCUGCUGGCGGCCAGCGUGGUCUGCCGCGAGCUGGGGUUCGGCACCGCCAAAGAAGCCAUUUCCGGAGCCUACCUGGGACAAGGUAUGGGACCCAUCCACAUGAACACAGUGCAGUGUACCGGCACAGAGCGCUCCAUCACUGAAUGCUACUUCCAGGAUGUGUCCACAAGAGGGUGCACACACCACGAUGACGCCUCAGUCAGGUGCAACGUGCCUGAGAUGGGCUUGGAGAGCACGGUGCGUCUGGCUGGGGGCCAGGCCCGGGGAGAAGGCCGCGUGGAGGUGCUGAUGGAGGUGGGGGGGCGGAUGAAGUGGGGUUCGGUCUGCAGUGAGUCCUGGGGGAUCAAUGAGGCCAUGGUGGUGUGUCGGCAACUGGGUCUGGGCUUCGCCUCGCAUGCACUACAGGAGACCUGGUACUGGCAGGGUCACCCCGAUGCCAGCGAGGUGGUGCUCAGCGGGACACAUUGCACGGGCACUGAGCUCUCCAUCCAGCAGUGCCGCAGGAACGGACAAGUCCACUGUCCUCGGGGAGGUGGGAAUCGAGCUGCAGGAGUCACCUGCUCGGAGACGGCCCCUGACCUCGUGCUGAACGCCCAGCUGGUCCAGGAGACAGCGUACCUGGAGGACCGGCCCCUGCACCUGCUCACCUGUGCCCACGAGGAGAACUGCCUGUCCUCCUCCGCCGACCGCAUGAACUGGCCCUAUGGGGAGCGCCGCCUCCUGCGCUUCUCCUCCCGCAUCCAUAACCUGGGCAGGGCCGACUUCCGGCCGCGGGCCAGCCGAGAGUCCUGGACCUGGCACCAGUGCCACAGGCAUUACCACAGCAUUGAGGUAUUCACACAUUAUGACCUCCUAACCCUGAAUGGGACGAAAGUAGCAGAAGGCCACAAGGCCAGCUUCUGUUUGGAAGAUACCCACUGCCCUGAUGGACUUCAGAAACGCUAUGCCUGCUACAACAUGGGGGAUCAGGGCAUCUCUGUGGGUUGCUGGGAUACAUACCGUCAUGACAUUGACUGCCAGUGGGUGGACAUCACAGACAUCAGGCCAGGGGACUACAUUUUCCAGGUUGAGGUAAAUCCUUCUUUGGACAUGGCGGAAUCGGAUUUCACUAACAAUGUGAUGCGGUGUCGAUGCAAGUACGAUGGCAACCGGAUCUGGAUGUAUGGUUGUCACACAGGAGAUGCCUACAGCCUGGAAAUCGAGGACCUGUUCGAGCACCAGCGCCAGAUCUCCAACAAUUUCAUCUAGCCCACCUCCACAGGAACAGGACACUGUCCCCGAUGGGCAGUGAAAGGUCAGGGCUGGGUCACCAGGGAACUUACCUCAGUGCAAGAUUAAGGGUGAUGGAUGGCAUCUGUCCACAGUAAAGCACUGUGCUACAGCUUCCUGCAAACUCACACAAGAAACCUCAGGACAGCCCUCACCCACCCAUAUCAUAAUCAUAACCCCUCCCCAAACAAAAGGAGAAACCAAUACAUGCUCUUUGCAUCCUGAGCUAAUCAGCAGCCUGGAAACAUUUUUUUUUUUAAUUGCAAACAAUCAUACCACAAUACUUUCUAAGAGGAACUUGGAAACUGAAAAAGUGCUCACCGCAGUUAAGCAAAAAUGAAAAUAAGAAGACGAAAACUGAACUUUCAUGCCUGAAUGGGAGAGUAUUUUUUCUUUUGAACGAAAUGGACAGCUAGUGUGUCUUGAUUUGUUUGACCUCUCCUGCACAUUUCAAAUCGGCAUCAUUUCGUGACAAACCUCAUUCACAUUAACAGAAUCAUUGUUGAUCUGUACUCAAACUUUUGAAUUUGCCUAGCUGUUACUGGAACCAUGACUUGUUUUGUUGAAUUCACUCUUCUCUGCACUUAGUAUGACAAGAUAUACACAUUAUAACAAAUAUUUAAAUAAUAUAUAAAUUACAACAGUUACUAAAAAUGGUAGUUAUGCAAUUAAUAAAUGUUUUAAUUUAAAUAUAUGCUUCCUUAUGGAAAGUGUGUUUGUAUAGCACCCAUAAACCUUAAGUGUUAAAGUAUAAAAAAUGUGUGGCUCUUUGACAUUGUGCAUUUCUUGGCUAUUGGUGAAUAGUCGGCUCUCCCUGAGAAUGCUAUUGAACAUCUCAGGUAGUCUUCUUCUCUAUGUACAGAGGACAGGCGUCAAAAUGGAAAGUGUAUUUAAGCACUAAAUUAUAGUUGAGCCACAUUGGACGUACUCUACAGCUUUCUAUAGCACUGCUCCCAACCAAUUUGCAGUUUCUGCAGGGUAUCUGCAUACAAAUACAUCAAACUUAAAUUGGAGCUACAACAAAAGCAGACUGCUUCUUACAUGAGAGCAUAUUAGUCUGUUGAUAAACUGUUCAUAGAUAUAACACAUUAACAUGAAGCGUUAUUGGUAAUACAGUAAGUGGAACAAAUGGCCACUAUUGUGAAUUAAUGAGCACCACAUGCUCCUGGCAGAUAGUCAGGUAAGUUGCUCUGUGCUCUGGACUCCAGUUAACCUUGGGGUAUAUCUUGAAUUGGAAGAAAGGUGCUUCUUGUGUUAGGGUGCUGUUUCUUCAAAUUCACACAUUUCCAUCAGGAAAAAAAUAUGGUUUUAUAUGGAAUAUAUGUACUUUUUGUGGAUUUUGUUAUUACAGUUUAAAAGGGCUUCUAAUAAGGCACACAUACUCAUGUACAGUUUUAAGUAUUCUUCACAAAAACUAUAGUCAAUAGAACUAGUUUAUAGUUCUAUGAAUGAAAUGUUGUUCUGUAUUGUACAUUUUGUUGUACCAAAUCAAAUCAUAUCCAGUAAAUGCACUUUAUUCAGGACAUUGCAGUAUUCAGGAAAUUUCUUAAGAGUUAUGUCCGAAAUGACAUUCAGGUUGGUAGACAAAUAAAGUUCUGUGUUUCCAAAA
Lepisosteus oculatus (spotted gar) is the source of this 4932-nucleotide messenger RNA. RefSeq names its product lysyl oxidase-like 4 (gene loxl4). The record is from RefSeq and is a predicted model, not a curated record. Gene Ontology annotation, cellular component: membrane. Gene Ontology annotation, biological process: collagen fibril organization; peptidyl-lysine oxidation. Gene Ontology annotation, molecular function: protein-lysine 6-oxidase activity; copper ion binding. Lineage: Eukaryota; Metazoa; Chordata; Actinopteri; Semionotiformes; Lepisosteidae.